This is a messenger RNA of Volvox carteri f. nagariensis, 765 nucleotides long. RefSeq lists its product as uncharacterized. The transcript has 2 exons. The coding region runs from base 1 to 765 and encodes 254 amino acids. The record is from RefSeq and is a predicted model, not a curated record. NCBI's taxonomy places the organism in Eukaryota, Viridiplantae, Chlorophyta, Chlorophyceae, Chlamydomonadales, Volvocaceae.
AUGCGAGUGCAGGUUAAGAGAGCAUGUCCAGUGUCCAGAGGACGGCUAGUUGGCCAAUGUGCUUCAGUUGGAGAAGCCAUGGUGCUGCAGCUUACGCGCGACCUCUCAAACGUGGGCAUAUCAGUCCACAAGGAUGAAACAUUUCGCAAAUGUCUUACCCAUGAUGUUCUUGGAGCUGCAAGGAAGUACCUUCUGGACCAUGGCCUUGGAGUUGGCGAGGUACAUGAGGUCUCCAUCGACACAUACAGCCCACCAGCUGCAAUGGGAGAAGUGUACAUGGCGGUCAGGGCAGCAGUGUCGUGCUUUCUGAGUGAGCUGGACACCCCCAAGGAGUACUACAGCCCGAGUAUUGUUGGCAGGGAUCCCAGUGCAAGGGGGUCCGGUGGUCAGGCCGAGUGGCUGUGUGAGCUUCCAUUGGGCAGUUCCGACUUCAUUGCUGUUGUGCCCCUGAUGGACAUGUCCUUCAUUGUCGCACCUUGUAGUGUAGCAGUAGUGGGGAGCUGGUUGGAGUACCGAUCCCGGGGAAUGCCUGAGCUUGAUAUAAGCAGUAUGCUAUACCCAGGGUUGAUGGCCAAAAAUGCAGUACGUCUUGUAGCUGGUAACAUCCUCUUCCUGGCUGGGAACACAUUCCACAAGGGUGCACUCCCCCACGAUAGUGGGACGCAAGUGUACCUCAAGUUCUACAUUGGUACGCCACAACGCCUCAAGAAUUGUCCCAAGCCUCGGGACUUGAGUGAAUCCUUCCAACUGAAGUUCUAUGAUUAG